CCAUAGAUCAAAAGAAAAAGAAAAUGUUACCCAUUUUCUUCCUUGUACUUGUCCCAAUUUUCCUAGCGUUUAUUUUCAAAAAACUCAAAUUCACACCCAGUCAUCAUCAACCUCCGGGACCUUCAGGUCUUCCCAUAAUAGGAAACCUACUUCAACUUGAUAACACAAACAUUCACAAAUAUUUAUGGCAACUUUCCAAACAAUACGGCCCUCUCAUGUCUUUAAGACUAUGUUUCAAGCCCACCCUCGUCGUCUCUUCAGCUGAAAUGGCUAAACAAGUUAUGAAAAUCCAAGAUCUUGAUUUUUGCAGUCGGCCAAAUCUUGCCGGUCUGCGAAAAUUAUCUUACAAUGGUCUUGACUUAGCUUUUGCACCUUACGAUGAUUACUGGAGAGAGAUAAGAAAAAUUUGCGUCGUUCAUCUUUUUAGCGCAAACCGUAGCCAAAGUUUUCGACCCAUCAGAGAAGAUGAAGUUUUUAACAUGACUAUAAACAUUGCGAAACUAGCUGGUGAAUCUAAACCUGUAAACUUGACUGAACAAAUGAUGGGUCUUACGAGUACUUCUAUUUGCAGAGUUGCCUUCGGUAAGAAGCUCGAGGAAAACGAAGCGAAGAGAUUGCAUAAGCUGCUUACUGAAACACAAAAUAUGUUUACAGCUUUCUUCUUUUCGGAUUAUUUUCCUUACGUCGGAUGGGUAGUUGAUAAAAUGUCAGGACUCAUGUCGAGACUUGAAAAGAAUUUUCAAGAAUUUGAUGUUUUCUACCAACAACUUAUCGACGAGCAUCUUGAUCCUAAAUAUACAGAAAGUAUGCAUGAGCUGCACGGCAACUUUCUUGAUGUUUUGCUUCAAAUUUGGAAGGAUCAGUCUCUUAAAAUCCAGCUAUCUUUUGAUCACAUCAAAGCUAUAUUGAUGAAUGUAUUUGUUGCUGGAACGGACACAAGUGCUGCUACUGCGGUUUGGGCCAUGUGCUUUCUAAUGAAAUAUCCUGAAGCAAUGAGAAAAGCUCAGCAAGAAGUUAGAAAAUUAGUGGGACAAAAGGGUUUUGUUGAUGAAGAUGAUGUCCAACAAUUGUGUUACCUAAAGGCAGUUGUGAAAGAGACAAUGAGACUCCAACCAACAGUCCCAACACUACUCCCAAGGGAAUCACUCAACAAUUGCACUUUAGGAGGUUAUCGGAUCAUGAAAGAAACCCUAAUUUUUGUGAAUGUAUUUGCAAUUGGAAGAGAUCCUCAAAUUUGGGAGAAUCCAUCCGAGUUUGUUCCUGAAAGAUUCUUGAACAGUCGAAUCGACGUAAAGGGACAAGAUUUUGAGCUUAUACCGUUUGGUGCUGGCCGGAGAAUUUGUCCCGGUUUGUUCAUCGGAAUGGCCAAUGUAGAGCUUUCACUUGCUAAUCUUCUCUAUAAAUUUGACUGGGAAAUGCCAGGUGGAAUGAAACCGGAAGAGAUGGACACAGAUAAUGUGCUGCCUGGUCUUACGGUACACAAAAAGGAUCCUCUCCUGCUGCUAGCUAAGAACUACAUCUGAUGAGGUUAAUUAUGCAAUGAAUUUUGUGAGAAAAAACAAAACAAUUAUCUGUUUUUUUAGUGAGCAUGAGAUCAUAUGCGGCUAUAUUCUUAACUUUUUCGAAAAUGUAUCAA
This is a messenger RNA of Mercurialis annua (annual mercury), 1636 nucleotides long. Its product is annotated as cytochrome P450 83B1-like. Lineage: Eukaryota; Viridiplantae; Streptophyta; Magnoliopsida; Malpighiales; Euphorbiaceae. Gene Ontology annotation, molecular function: iron ion binding; heme binding; oxidoreductase activity, acting on paired donors, with incorporation or reduction of molecular oxygen. The transcript is spliced from 2 exons. The coding region runs from base 24 to 1523 and encodes 499 amino acids. The record is from RefSeq and is a predicted model, not a curated record.